AUGGACAUCAUCAGCAAGAUUCAUCCUUCAUCUUCCAAGGGGCAUUACUUCAUUCUCGUAGCUACCGACUACUUCACGAAGUAUGACAUUCCCAAGACAAUAACCACCGACCAAGGGACCACAUUAAUGAGCGCGAAGGUUAAGCCCUUUACAGCCCAAUACUGGAUCCAACUGCUUCAUUCCUCUCCGUAUUACCCACAGGCUAAUGGGCAAACCGUGGCAACAAAAAAAAAAAUCUUGAUUUCAUUAUCACGAAGGCGUUGGAGGACAAUCCGAGAGAUUGGCAUGACACUUUUGAGGAGGCUUUAUGGGCGUAUCGGAAUGCCAAAUCCCCUGUAA
Molecule: messenger RNA, 339 nt
Organism: Andrographis paniculata
Lineage: Eukaryota; Viridiplantae; Streptophyta; Magnoliopsida; Lamiales; Acanthaceae
Exons: 2
Coding region: 1-339 (112 amino acids)
Biological process (GO): DNA integration
Molecular function (GO): nucleic acid binding
Source: RefSeq, a predicted model, not a curated record